Molecule: messenger RNA, 1044 nt
Organism: Striga asiatica
Lineage: Eukaryota; Viridiplantae; Streptophyta; Magnoliopsida; Lamiales; Orobanchaceae
Source: the annotation of a GenBank genome assembly
AUGAUGACAAAUGACACAGGAAACCAAGUUUCUGGGCUCAAUUAUAAUGAAGAAAGAAAAAAGCAGUUGGUGGAGAAUGAGUGUUUGAAAGGUAAUGAGAUAGUUACAAAGGAUGUUGUUGAAAGUGAAUUGCACAUUGGAGUACCCAUUGAAGAUGAAACAUCUGUGCCAGUGGUUGGAAUGAAGUUCCAAAAUUACGACAAAGUGUUUGAAUUUUACAAAAAAUAUGCCGCUCGUGUGGGUUUUCCAGUUAGAAAGAGAAGUUCAAGGAAAGACGAAGACGGUGUCAUAAAAAAUGCAAUGUUUACUUGUAGCCGAGAGGGACAAAAAAUGAAAUCAACUUCCGCUACUUUCAAACCACAACCCACCAUUAAAAAUGGGUGUGAAGCUCGGUUGACAGCUUGUUCGGAUAUUACGGGGACGUGGAAAAUUACAGGUGUCCAUCUCGAGCAUAAUCAUGCUAUAAGUCCCUCUAAAUCAAGAUUAUAUCGUUGCCAUCGUCAGUUAAGCACCAAUAUUAAACGACGACUUGAGAAGAAUUUGAGCAGGGUUGGAUCAAUAUGGUUCACUUGUAUGAACUACACGAGAAUGAGUGGUAUGGUUUACUGUGAGAUUAUAUCCAAAGAGGAUGGAUGUGAGAAAUUCUUACGGGGACAUAAAUACAUAGUUCAGGAGGAUGUUAUUUGCAAUGGAAAAAAAUAUAAAAAAUUCUACAUUGUUCAAACUCAAAAGGAAUCAGGAAACUUUGUUUGUAGUUGUCAUUUAUUUGAGUUUCGAGGGAUAAUUUGCAAACAUGCUAUCACAGUUUUGAUUCGCAAUGAUGUGACGUCCGUUCCUGACAUGUAUAUAUUGAGGAGGUGGAGAAGAGAUGUGUGUAGAUCAUACCAAAGGGUGAAGAUCAACUAUGAUGGUUGGAUCUCGACACCUGAUCAAUUACGAUAUGAUAAUUUGUGUCGUGCUUUUGCAGUGGUGGCCGACAAGGUGGCGAAUGAUGAUGUGAGAGCAAGUAAGCUUAUGGAGUGGAUCGGAUCUGUUAUCCAAUGA